UUUUACAAAAAGAGCCAAUUUGAGUUUGAGGAAGCAACAGCGCCCAAUAUAAUUAAUAUUUGAUCAACUUUCAAAUUGAGUCUCUGUAGUUUUUUCAGUGAGCUUCUAAAGGUUCCAAAGAGAAAUGCUUGAGCUUUUACAGAGAAACGGUUGCAUUUUAAAGUUAUUUCUGGCUUUGUUUCUGUUCUUGUCUUUGGUUGAGGUUCCAGCAGUGGAGGCUAGAAUUAGGCAUUACAAAUGGGAGGUGAAGUAUGAGUACAAGUCCCCUGAUUGCUUCAAGAAGCUGGUCAUAACCAUUAAUGGUAGAUCUCCUGGACCAACCAUACUUGCUCAGCAGGGAGACACCAUCAUUGUUGAGCUUACAAACAGUUUAUGGACAGAAAAUGUAGCCAUACAUUGGCAUGGAAUUCGACAGAUUGGAACACCAUGGAGUGAUGGAACUGAAGGUGUGACUCAAUGCCCAAUAGUGCCUGGAGACACCUUCAAAUAUCAGUUUGUGGUUGAUAGGCCUGGAACAUACCUCUACCAUGCUCAUUAUGGAAUGCAGAGAGAAGCUGGUUUAUAUGGUUCGAUCCGUGUAGCGCUUCCUGAUGGAGAAUCGGAGCCUUUUUCUUACGAUUAUGAUCGAAGCAUCAUACUUAAUGAUUGGUACCACAAGAGCACUUAUGAACACGCAGUUGGGCUGUCCUCCCUUAAUUUUUCCUGGGUUGGGGAACCUCAGUCGCUUUUGAUACAAGGAAAAGGAAGAUUCAACUGCUCUACACUGACCACUCCAAGCUUAGACUCUGAUGUUUGUAACGCAACAAACCCCGAAUGCUCCCCUUACGCAAUGACAGUCGUCCCUGGCAAGACGUAUCGACUAAGGGUUGCUAGCAUGACUGCUCUGUCUGCCCUCAGUUUUCAAAUAGAGGGCCAUAAUAUGACAGUGGUUGAGGCAGACGGGCAUUAUGUUGAGCCAUUUGUUGUGAAGAACCUGUUCUUAUAUUCUGGUGAGACAUAUUCUGUGCUAAUAAAAGCAGACCAAGACCCUUCAAGAAAUUAUUGGAUGGCAACAAAUGUGGUCAGCCGAAAUGCCACCACCCCACCUGGUUUAGCCAUUCUCAAUUACUAUCCAAACCACCCGAGGAGAUCUCCUCCGGCGGUACCCCCAGCAGGCCCUGCUUGGGACAACGUUCGCGCCCGAUUGGAUCAAAGUCUUGCCAUCAAAGCACACCAAGGCUUCAUCCACACCCCUCCCCCAACCUCAGACAGAGUGAUUGUGCUUCUCAACACACAAAACACCGUCAACGGUUAUGUCCGCUGGUCGGUCAACAAUGUCUCAUUCACUCAUCCUCACACACCUUAUCUCAUUGCCCUCAAGCAGAACUUGACUGAGGCAUUUGAUCAAACUUCUCCACCUGACGGGUAUGAUUUUGUAAACUAUGACAUUUACAAGACACCAAACAACACAAAUGCUACAGUAAGCAAUGGGAUUUAUAGGCUCCAGUUCAAUACAACAGUGGACCUUAUACUCCAAAAUGCCAACACCAGGAACCCGAAAAACAGCGAGACGCACCCGUGGCAUCUUCACGGGCACGAUUUCUGGGUCCUGGGAUAUGGGGAGGGCAAGUUUGACAUGUUCAAUGAUCCAAAGAAGUACAAUUUGGUGAACCCUAUCAUGAAGAAUACUGUGCCUGUUCAUCGUUAUGGGUGGACUGCUUUGAGGUUCAGGGCAGAUAAUCCAGGGGCUUGGGCGUUUCAUUGCCACAUAGAGUCUCACUUCUUUAUGGGAAUGGGUGUGGUGUUUGAAUCAGGAAUUGAUAAGGUGGGAAAAUUGCCUUCCUCUAUAAUGGGCUGUGGUGCAACUAGAGGAGUUCACAAGCCAUAGUCAUUGGCGCUUGUGGGUGCUUCAGUAAAUAUACCAAGCAAGAGGUUGCAAAGGAAGAAAGGGAAAAUUGAAGAACCAAGUUUAAUUACAUUCUUUGUUGUAAAAAUCUAGCACAGGAACAUUUAUUUUGUAUUCAAUAUAGGAUUGAAAUCUCUUUCAAAAUUUUGAGUUGUAUUGUAGCUCUCUGUAAAUUUUUAGGCAAAUGUUAAAAACA
Messenger RNA from Prunus dulcis (almond), 2081 nucleotides. RefSeq names its product L-ascorbate oxidase-like. The record is from RefSeq and is a predicted model, not a curated record. Gene Ontology annotation, molecular function: oxidoreductase activity; copper ion binding. The coding region runs from base 125 to 1867 and encodes 580 amino acids. Gene Ontology annotation, cellular component: extracellular region. The transcript is spliced from 5 exons. Lineage: Eukaryota; Viridiplantae; Streptophyta; Magnoliopsida; Rosales; Rosaceae.